Molecule: messenger RNA, 407 nt
Organism: Paramuricea clavata
Lineage: Eukaryota; Metazoa; Cnidaria; Anthozoa; Malacalcyonacea; Plexauridae
Source: the annotation of a GenBank genome assembly
CUCUUGAUGUAGCUUAUUUUCGUGUGUCAAUUCGCUACCAAGUAGGACUUGGUAACAAGUGGCAUUCGAACAGACGAGAGUCGGAAGAAACGACGAGCGACAAUGAAGAGAAAACAUUUGCGAAGCAACAACUUGGAACACCCAGUGAAGGAGAAGCUAGCAUUCUGGGACUAGCUUGGUCAAAAGUUAAAGAUGAGUUAAAAGUCGUUGUUCCCUUGGGGGAAGUUACUACAACCAAGCGUGGGAUUUUGAGCAAACUGGCUCGAAUAUAUGAUCCCCUCGGACUGUUAUCACCAAGAACUUUACAAGGGAAGAUAAUUUAUCGUGAAGUGUGUGAGAAGAAGAUAUCGUGGGAUGCUCCGUUAUCUGCCGAGCAAAAGAAUGAUUGGCUCAAAUGGGCCACAUAG